Messenger RNA from Acanthisitta chloris (rifleman), 6549 nucleotides. RefSeq names its product otogelin-like protein. Gene Ontology annotation, cellular component: extracellular matrix. Lineage: Eukaryota; Metazoa; Chordata; Aves; Passeriformes; Acanthisittidae. The annotation marks the transcript as partial. The record is from RefSeq and is a predicted model, not a curated record. The transcript has 43 exons. Gene Ontology annotation, biological process: L-arabinose metabolic process. Gene Ontology annotation, molecular function: alpha-L-arabinofuranosidase activity; protein binding.
AUGAUACCGUGGAGUAUAUUCUUGCUUCAUUCACUGCUGUCCUCUUUGCAAGGAUCUUAUUGCAAGAAUUCUCUUUCGAGAAGAACUUCGAGAAAUGAGUUUAAUGCAACUCGACAGAAAAGAGAUCUUGUAACAGCCGAGGUUCAAACUGCCUCUCGGUUGCAUCUUCAUGGGGUCUUGAUGAGGAGUCUGCCAGGAGGUCAGUGCUAUGCUCCUCACCUGCUGGAGGAGAAAGUCCUGAACAUGCUGCCUUCCUAUCAGCUGCUCUGUGUUACCAUGGGCUGUUCGUGUCCUCAGGAGUGCCUUAAUGGAGCAGCUUGCACAGAGGCAGGUGACUGUGACUGUCAGUUAUUUCAGGCUCAAGGAAGCAGGUGCCAAAUUGUACCUAACACUGGUAAGGACCGAGAUGGGAUUUGCAAAUCAUGGGGACAGUAUCAUUUUGAAACAUUUGAUGGCAUCUACUACUACUUCCCAGGAAAUUGCUCCUAUAUAUUUGCAAAAGACUGCAGUACUUCGGAACCCCAGUACACUGUUUGGGUUCAUAACAGUCCUAGCUGUUACAGUUCAGUAUAUACUUGUCAGAGGUCCAUCAGCUUAUUUUUUUCAAACCAAGAAGAAAUAAUUAUUUCAGGACAUGAAGUAAGAAAAAAUGGAAUCAGAUUAUCAUUGCCUCAGACAGUUGGAAAUGCUUUCCUUGAGAGACUGGCUGACUAUAUUCUGGUGAAGACUACUUUUGGUUUUUCUCUUGCUUGGGAUGGAAACUCUGGUAUUUAUAUUAAGCUAACAGAAGAUCAUAAGGGAAAACCUUGUGGCCUUUGUGGAAACUUUAAUGGCAAUAAAUAUGAUGACCUGAUACUGCAAAAUAGUGAAUAUACAGAAGAUGUUGCUGAAUUUGCAAAUAGCUGGGCUGUGCAAACCUCAGAUGAUGUAACUUGUGUACCUACUGCCUCAGAUUUUUCCAGUCCUUGCUCAGCCAAUGCAGAAUCCACUGAGGACAUAUUCUUCAAGUGCCAAAUAUUCCUACAGUUUCCUUUUCUCAGCUGUCAUGAAAGUAUAGAUCCGUAUUCUUAUAUUUCGAGCUGUAUGAAUGACCUUUGCAGAGUGGAUGAUGAUGAAACAUACUGCAGGGCAGUGACAGAGUACGCUAGAGCAUGCUCUCACGCUGGCUCUCCGGUGCGGGACUGGAGGGAUGACUUUCCUGCCUGUACUGAGAAGUGUGAAGACAGCUUUGUUCACCGUGACUGUAUUAGUUGUUGCCCACCAACCUGCACAUUUGAAAAAGAUUGUCUUGGCAGCAACCUGCACUGUUUAGAUGGCUGUUACUGUCCAGAUGGUCUCAUUAUGGAAAAUGGAACUUGUAUCUCUUUGUCAAAUUGUCCUUGUAUUUAUCAUGGAACAGCUUUCCCAGUAGGCUCAAAAAUUGAACAAGAAUGUAGCAACUGUAUUUGUGUUGGUGGCAUUUGGAAUUGCACUGAUCAUGAUUGCCCAGCUGAGUGCUCCAUCACAGGUAGCUCUCAUUUCACAACAUUUGAUGGACGUCAUUUUACCUUUCUUGGGAUUUGCCAGUACAUUUUGGUAAAAGGCACUGGGAAAAACAAAUUCACAAUCACUUUGCAGAAAGCACCUUGUGGACAGAAUUUUGACCAUGCCUGCAUUGAGUCUAUAACACUAGUUCUUGAAGAUGAUGUGAGGAAACAAGUAACUCUCACAAGAUAUGGUCAAGUCCAAACUGUCCAUAACCAAGUUUUUAACCUUAAUGGGGCUAUUGAAAUUCAGAAUAUAUCUUCUUUCUUUGUUCAACUGAAAACUAGUUUUGGUUUGAAGAUACUGUUUGCUACAGAUGGAGAGAGGAUCUAUGUUCAAGCUGAUGUCAGAUGGAAGGGAAGAACAUUAGGACUAUGUGGAACGUACAACGGGAAUUUAAGAGAUGAUUUUCUAUCUCCAGCAGGGAUGAUAGAAGGGACCCCACAACUUCAUGCCAAUGCAUGGAAGGUUUCCUCAGCUUGCUCCGUGCCUGUCAAUAUUCCUGUGGUUGAUCCCUGCAACAUUAAUCAGCAAAAUGCUGGGUAUGCAUCUCACUGUGAUAUCAUCAAUCAAGAAGUUUUUGCUCCCUGCCAUGCCUACAUCAGUCCAGGGUUAUACUACCAGCUAUGCCGCUUUGACGCAUGCAAAUGUGGAAGCAGCUGCUUGUGUAAUGCUCUGGCACACUAUGCUUACGUCUGUGGAAAGCAUGGGGUCAUUGUUGACUUCAGAUCUCAUAUUUCUCAUUGUGCUGUGCUGUGUCACAGUGGUAUGCUUUAUCAUCAGUGCUCUUCUUUUUGUAAACAUUCCUGUGCUUCACUUUCUGUGGCAAAUAUCUGUGGUGACGACUGUGCAGAAGGAUGUAAUUGUCCUGAUGGGAAAUAUUUCGACGAGUCAGUCAACUUUUGUGUUUCAAUAUCUGCCUGUCAUUGUCAUUACAAGGGCAAAGCCCUCCAGCCUGGAGAAAUCCUCUCUACGCCAACAGGCUCCUGUCAAUGUUUGAAUGGAACAGUGAAAUGUAUUGAAGCCGCUACAGAAAAUAAUGUUCACGUAUGCCCUGAAGGAAAAAUCUACUAUGACUGCAGAUCUCCUGUGCCUGGAUUACCAGCAGCAGGUGUGAAUUGUGGGAUCUCUUGUGCAAACCUCGCCAUGAACUUCUCCUGUGUCCCCUCACCACCCUGUGCAAGCGGCUGCAUUUGCCCCCCUGGGAUGGCUGAGCAUAGAGGGAAAUGUUAUAUUCCUGACAGUUGUCCAUGCACAUGGAAAGACAGGGAAUUUCUGUCAGGAGAAGUGAUAGCUACACCAUGUUACACCUGUGUUUGUCGGAGAGGUGUAUUCAAUUGCACUAGUUACCCCUGUCCUGCUGUCUGCACUAUUUAUGGAGAUCGACAUUAUUAUACCUUUGAUGGACUGGAGUAUGAUUAUGUCAGUGACUGCCAAACUUACCUGCUAAAGAGCACAGAUAACUCAAAUAUAUCUAUAAUCGCUCAGAACAAAAAGUGCUUUGACAAUGAUAUUGUUUGCUCGAAGACUGUUUACAUCACUGUUGGAGACACUGAGAUUUAUUUUAGUGAACCUUCUGAGAAGCAGGUUAGUUAUUUUCUGGAAAACAAAUCUAACUAUCAGCUUUGGAAGGCUGGAUAUUACACUGUGAUACACUUUCCAGAACAGGACAUUACAAUUCUGUGGGAUAAGAAGACAAUGAUGCAUGUUAAAGUUGGACCUCGAUGGAAGGGUAAACUGGCAGGUUUGUGUGGAAAUUUUGACAAAUACACUUCAAAUGAUCUGACUACAUCAAACAACAUGGAGGUGAGAAAUGCACAGGUGUUUGGAGACAGCUGGGUAUUAGGACAGUGCAAGAGCCCAAAUGAAACACUAAGACCAUGUGAGGUACAUCAGAGCAAGUUCCCUUAUGCCAAAAAGGAAUGCUCAAUUUUAUACAGUGAUAUUUUUGCGCCUUGUCGCAAUGUGAUUGAUGUGACUUCUUUUGUUAAAAAUUGCCACACAGAUACAUGCAACUGCAAUCUUGGUGGGGACUGUGAAUGUUUGUGUACCAGUAUUGCAGCUUAUGCCCACAAGUGCUGCCAGCAAGGAGCAGCGAUUCACUGGCGAUCUCCUUUGCUCUGUGCUUAUGACUGUGAAUAUUACAAUGAAGGUCUUGGUGAAGGACCCUAUAUUUUGGCAAGUUUCGGAGCAGAAGGCACAAUUAUAGGGGCUAAUGUAUCCAGUAGAAGGAUAUUUCCCCUACCUAGAACUGGAGCAUAUGGAAAUGUAAUUUUCAGUUUCAUGGUAACUCCAGGUCUUUUCAAAGAUAAAGAUUCAUCCCUCUCUCUUGUUUCCCUUGAAUCUGCUGAAAGACCAAACUACUUUCUGUAUGUCCGUGACAAUGGAACUGUUGGGUUGGAACAGUGGCAGGCAAGUGCCUCCUUUCAGAGACGAGCCACCUUCUUCCACCACCAGGGUCUCUGGGGUCCAGGGCUCAGUGCCUUUGAACUGCACAGUAAAAAAGGCUUUUUCAUCAUUCUCUCAUCAUCUGGUGUUAAAGUGGCAAAGUAUGAUGAUUCAGAAGAAUUCAAACGUUUCAGUAGCUUUAGCAUUGAAGAACUCAGCGCUUCUGUGCCUUAUCGAAGGAUGUGUGAAUGGCGAUAUGAAUCCUGUUCUAAUCCUUGUUUUAAGACAUGUAGUGAUCCUGAAGGAGUAGCAUGUAAAUUCCUUCCUCUAGUUGAAGGAUGCAUGCCAUACUGUCCCAAAAAUAUGAUCCUCGAUGAGGUCACACUUAGAUGUGUUUAUCCAGAAGACUGCAUACCUGUGACACCUACAGAAUCAGAAAUUGGAACGAAACCUCCAUUGUUAUUCUCUCACAUGGGUGCUACCACAGAGGGAUUUUCUCAGACACCUCCUUUCUUUGUUACUUCAGGGAACGAAUCAACUCAUAUCGGUGUGACAGAGAAAGUAACCAUGAAAGCAAACACAACUUUAAGGGGAAUGACUAUCUCAUCACAGUCCAUUACAGACUUUUAUGCAUCUCAUACAGCCACCUAUUCAACAGUUUCAUUACCAAGUACACUGGAGCCUUCUGAUGUACUUCAUAGCACAGCCAGCCCUACUGUCCUUUCCAAAAUCAUCUCUUCAACAGAUUUUCCAACUCUUCUUCAAGCCUCAGCAGUCACAUCACAUACUGUCAGUUCUAAUGCACCUAUAGCUUUACCCAUUACAAUAGCAACUCCAACAAGGCUGCUCAGCACAAGUCCUGUUCCAACACAUUCUGCCUUAUUAGCACCCACUUCCCAAGUGGUAGUUCCAUUUUCACAUGAAACAUCGACCUCUCAGCUAGGAACACUUCAUCCUAUCUCAGCACUAACAAAUUUAACCUCCGAGCCAUCUUUUGUCACUUCUGAGCUGCCUGCAGGGAUUGGGAAGGAGUCCUUCAGAAAACAGAGUUCUCCGGUAAGUUCUUCAGAAGAAGAUGGAACAAUAUCAGCCAUAUCAGCUGGAAUCAUCAUUCAAUCCACUACACCAGUGAUCAUGAACACAACAGUGAAUGCUACAUCCUCAAAACCACCUUAUAUUUUUGCAAAAAUACCACCUAGCUCUUCAGACAGUUUAUUAGUUGCUUCGGGCAUUUCUGUAGCCUCUAGGAUUACUACAAAAACCACUGAUUCUUUUGUUACCGAUUUGGAUUUUUAUAUGGCUUCAGCUUCAGUUCCUACCACCAUAGAAACACACAAAUCUUUAUUUACAACUGCAGUAACUCAAGCUUCACAGAGCAUUAAAGAAACUCCAAAAAUUAUUAGAAUGAAAACAAUUGGUACUACAAGUCCAUUAUCACAGAUGAAGAGUUCCUCAUAUGCAGCUUCAGAAGUUAAAUAUGCAACCACAUAUGAAAGAACAGUGGAUAUUUCAGAAAGUGGUCAGACUUCACAUGAGCAAAGAAAUACAGCCUCAGUAAAAGAUAUCUCUCUUUCUGAAGUCCCAGAAGUAACAACAAUCCCAACACAGAAACCAAUUAAACCUUAUUUUAGUUUACCAGAGCCCACAGAGUUGCAGACCAGGACUAUAAUAGAUUUAUCUCAUUCUAGUGGUGGAAUGGCUCUGCCUUCCUUUUCAGAAACGACGGCUGUAGCUGACAAGGAUUACUUUGGUACGAUGUUGCAUACACUGAUGUCUACAUCCUCUGAGUGUGUGCCAAGAUACCUCGAACCUCUCGACAAAUGUAGCCAGUUUGUAUGUUUAAACAUGGGUUGGUUGUUAUACAACCUUUCAAGAAACUGCCCUAAGGAUGUGCAGAUGCCAGAUUGUGGUUUUCGAGGAAUGCCAGUUCAAGUUAACGCUGAUAGUUGUUGUCCAGAAUGGGAAUGUCCCUGUCAAUGUUCUGUACUGUCCGAACUGAGUAUUAUUACAUUUGAUGGAAACAACGUAGCCCUCUGUAAUAUGGCUUCCUAUGUUUUAGUCAAGUUGCCGGUAGAAACUAUUGUUGCUCAUAUUGAAAAAUGUCCUGCUAAUCAGAGUGCAAAUUCAAUAAGAAAACUAGUUCCACCUUCAAACACUUCAGGGCUCUGUUUUAAGAAAUUAAAUGUCACAACACAAACAUGUAAUGUACUUAUCAAUCGUUUAGCAAGAAAAGUAGUAGUGGAUUCUGUAAUUCAACCAUUACCAUUUUCUAAAGAAGGACUAAGUAUUCAGGAUACUGGUGCAAUGUAUGUUGUUAAUACCCCUGCUGGUAUCAGUAUCAAGUGGGCUCAUCUUACAGGCAUCAUAGAUAUACAGUAUGGAUUAUACUCUAACACAUCGAUGAAGACAGAAGGACUUUGUGGGGUGUGUAAUGGAGAUCCUAGUGAUGACCUGCAAAUGCAAAACAUGACUAUAGUUACAAAUAUGGAGGAAAUUGAAAUGUUCAUUAAGAGUUGGGAAAUCGAGAAAUCACUUGAUGUAACAACCAGGAGGCCUAUAAUAAACUGUACUGAAGAUAACUGCUCAUACUGCAUGGAACUGCUAAACGGAAGCAUUUUCAUCCCUUGUCACAAGAAA